This is a messenger RNA of Alligator sinensis (Chinese alligator), 5071 nucleotides long. RefSeq names its product alpha kinase 1 (gene ALPK1). The record is from RefSeq and is a predicted model, not a curated record. Gene Ontology annotation, molecular function: ATP binding; protein serine/threonine kinase activity. Bases 156 to 3938 code for a protein of 1260 amino acids. The transcript has 16 exons. Lineage: Eukaryota; Metazoa; Chordata; Crocodylia; Alligatoridae. Gene Ontology annotation, biological process: protein phosphorylation.
CUGGGAAAGUCCGGAGAAGCAGUUAACUUUCAAGUACGUCUGCAAAAGCCAAGGAGGUGAUCACCCCCUCCAGUGCUGCUCCCAGUAUAUCAAAAGGUAAUUGAUCACCGCGCACCCGGGGACACCCAAUUCACAGCAGAGUGGGAGCAGGCAUCAUGAAUAAUCAAAAAGCCGUGGCUGCGCUGCUGCAGGAGUGCAAGCAAGCCCUGGAUGGGCUUUCGUCAGAGGUGUCUGACACACGCGGGGAAGACGAGAGAGAGUACCAGCAGUGCAGAGCUUUGCUCCCCGAUGAUCUAAGGACCCUUAUCGAAGAGGCAAAGGAAAUGAAGUGGCCCUUUGUGCCGGAGAAGUGGCAGUACAAACAAGCCCUAAACCCAGAAGACAAAACAAACCUGCAAGAUAUAAUCGGUCCAAGGCUGCAUGACUUGCUGGUUUAUCUGAAAGCCUCCAUCAUGGUCAAGGACUAUGCAACAGCAGCUGCUAUUGUGUUCCUGACUGACCGAUUCCUAUAUUGGGUUGAUGCCUCCAGCAAACUUCUUCAGAUUGCCAAAGGCCUGCAUAAGCUGCAGCCAGCAACACCAAUUGCCCCUCAGGUGGUUAUUCGCCAAGCUCGCAUCUCUGUCAAUUCAGGUAAACUUUUAAAAGCUGAAUAUAUUCUAAGCAGCCUCAUAAAUGACAAUGGAGCUACAGGUACGUGGCUGUAUCAUAAGGAAAGUGAUAGGAUUCUUGUUCAGUCAGUCUGCUUACAAAUCAGAGGACAGAUUCUGCAAAAGCUUGGAAUGUGGUAUGAAGCAGCAGAAUUGAUUUGGGCCUCUUUGGUGGGCUAUUUAAAACUUCCUCAGCUGGAUAAAAAGGGGAUUGCUACAUCAUUGGGUAUUAUGGCAGACAUCUUUGUUUCCAUGAGUGAGAAAGAUUAUAUUCGUUUUAAAAACACUUCGGAGGUUGAUCUGAGCCUUCUCCAAGAGUCUGACCAUCGCUUACUAUCAGCUGCUGAAGCCUGUAAGCUGGCAGCCACCUACAGCCAGUAUACCCCACUUUUUGUGCUCACAGCAGUGAACAUCCGUGGGGCAUGUUUACUGUCCUAUAGUCACUCCAGUGAAUGUCCUCCAGAGAGGAAAAUGUUCUAUUUGUCCAAAGCUAAGGAAUCCUUUGAGAUUGGCCUUCUCACCAAGAAGGAUAAUGACCCCAUAACCAGCAAGCAAGAGCUUCACAGUUUUAUUAAAGCAGCUUUCUGCCUUACAACUGUGCAUCGACAGCUCUAUGGGGAAAGCGAGAGCCUCUCUGAGGUGAGAUGCCUAUGUACAGAAGCCAUGGAGAAACUGUACAUUUACAUCACUUCAUUUACAGAAGAACAAGACAAAGGAAUGCUUUCCAAGGAGAUCAUGACUCUGAUCAUGUCUGUGAGGGAGCAUUUACAAGUGCAGAGCUUCCCUAAUUCAGAUGCCAGGUCUUACGUUCCAGACAGCUACAAAAGCAGCGUGGAAAAGCCUGUCUUGUGUGGUGAAGUGAACUUUGAGAAACUUCUUGAAAUGCAUUCCCAGCAUCAUAGGUCAGUGUGUGAAGUGUUUGAAAACACUUGCAGGAGCCAUAAAAACCAGCUAGGAGAGUCCAAAGCAGGAGCAUGUAUCACUGCCUUGAAAACAGAAACCAAAAAUAUAGACACGGCGUGUAACACUGAAGAAAGAGGGUGCUGUAGGAAAGACACUGCCAAAGCCUCUGCCUCACAAAAAGCCAGAAGAGGCCAUGAAAGGCUCAGUGGCCAAACAAGAAGGAAAUGGACCGGUUCUGGUGCAAUGAAAGUCUCCCUUAAGGAAGAGAUGGAGAUUGAGCCAUUAAACAGGGAAGCAAAUAAUGAAAGAAACAAGUUGCAAAGCAGAAGUCAAACUACUAGCUCUUUAAAGUCUUGGAGCAAGUUGUCAAAAUCAAGUUCCUCUACCAGCUGGGAGGAGAUAGAUUUUAAUGACAACAGUGAGCUGCCUAGAGAAGGGCAGGAAAGGGAAGAGGGCUCAGUGGAUGAGAAGUGUUGCACAGCCAUGUCUGAAGCUGCUGAGGAAGAUGUUCAGGCUAGUAACCUGUCUUCCAGAACUCAUCAUCUCUCUCUUCAAGAGCCUCAGGGCAGCUGCUCAGGUCCUCCCCAGUGUCCUUUAAAGAAACAUGGACCCUCAGCUAACAGGCUAAAGACUGCUCCCUCAGAUUGUAGAGAAGGGCUCUUCAGGAGGACAGAACAUGAAAGGGAUGCUUCAGAACAGAAAGCAGGGGUGGCCAACAGCAUAGAUUGCCAAAACAGUGCUGUUUCUUUCUUGGAUCCUCACCCUUCUGGUCCCAAAAGAUCUGACAAGGAGGUAGGUUCCUCUUGUUUGACAGAACGAAAAUCCUUCGAAAGGGUUGACCCCUCAGCAGAAACUGAUUCCAGAACCAAGGACAGCAACAGAGAUGCCAGCAUUAUUCACAGUCCUUCUCCCAACAGCAUCAAGAGUGGAAAUGUAAGAGAUGUGGGAAGGUUUAACAGAGUCACAAAACCAUUAUCAAGAAAUAACUAUAUGUGGAUUGACCCAGAAGGAGAAACUGUAGACUCUACAGAGGAUCUAUCAGCUGAGCCACACAUAACUAUAGAUAAGGUGCUUUCUACUAAACCUACAAACAAGCCAGAAAUGGCCAGUGAUUCUUUUGUAGAUGACUGGAUUAAAAAAUCUUCUGCUGCCAUGGCUGGAAAUGGAUCCUUUGAUAUAUCUGAAGUUGAUACCCAGGCAGAUACAGUGGAUGACUGGGAAUUUGCUUGUAGCAAUAGUGGGAGCUCAGUGAACAACUUUCCUGCCAUCAGUGUUUCAAGGCAUCAGGCUAGCCACAGGGAUAAAACUAGGGCUUCAUUAUCAGGGAGGAAGAAAUCAGUAACUGACCACUUCCACGAUUGUGCUACCACUGAGGAGGAUGAAGGUGAAAAUCUCAGGAACGUUCUGAACAGAAGCCACAGUUCAAGUUCCUCUAUGAAAUCAUGGUAUAAAUCAUCUCAGUUUUCCAGCAGUUUCUCUGAAUUAGAGAGUCCAUCAUUUCUGAACUCUAGUGGGAGCUCUUUUGUUUCUGUGCCUGGGAGAAGCAAGGAACAAAUCCUAGAAGCUCACUUUCUGAGGGACGAUGAAUAUGAGAAGCUCUUGUCAGGUGCUGAGCAUAACUGGCUUGUGCAGAGACUGAAAACUACUGGAAUAUUCAAAGCUAAUCAUCUGCAUCAAGCAUAUUCUGCUCUUCUUUUGAAAUACUCUAAGAAAUCUGGUCUGUGGACAGGCCAGGAAACAGCUGUAUAUAUUGGAGACUACCUGAGUGUGGCAAAGGAAGGCAAACAAAGGAGUGCAUUUUGGAUACACUUUCUGCAUCAAGAAGAAACAUUGGGAAGGUAUAUUGGGAAGGAGUAUAAAGAAGAAAAAGGACUGCUUCAUCAUUUCAAUGAUGUGGAACGACAAAUGACUGCUCAGUACUACGUGACAGAAUUCAACAAAAGGCUGUACGAGCAAAAGAUCCCAACACAAAUCUUCUACAUUCCUUCUUCAGUGCUUCUGAUAUUAGAAGACAGGUGCAUAAAAGGUUGUGUGAGCGUGGAGCCCUACAUCCUGGGAGAGUUUGUGAAGCUAUCUAAUAACACAAAAGUAGUAAAGGCAGAAUACAAAGCCACAGAGUAUGGGUUAGCCUAUGGACACUUUUCCUAUGAAUUUUCCAAUGCCGCAGAUGUGGUUGUUGACCUACAAGGUUGGGUGACAGGUAAUGGAAAAGGCCUCAUCUACCUCACAGAUCCCCAGAUUCAUUCGCUUCAUGGGAAAGAUGCUUCACAUUCCACCAACUUUGGGGAAAAAGGCAUUUAUUAUUUCUUCAACAAUCAGCAUGUGGAAUGCAAUGAAAUCUGCCACCGUCUUUCUUUAACAAGGCCAUCAAUAGCAAAACCUACUUAGUCACGUGCAAAGAGUUUGAACCCAGUUGUAAAACACAGAACUUGGCUACCUGAGCCAAAGGAAUACUCCAUUAGCUGGUAGCAAUAGUAGUCUGUACCAGACUGUCAACUAUGGAUGGAAGAGCUGCCAAGGGAGGACAAUAUCCUGUGCAUUACAGAAGCCUGAAGAGCUAGCUCAGUGCCUCAUCUUCCUCUUCCACAGAAAAUCAGAAACUCAGUUGGAAUGAAGAUAAAGGGAAUGCAAGAUCAGGCUCAUAAAGGAAUGAAAUAAUAACUCAAGAAUGCAAAACAAAUUCCUCAACCGUAAGGAAAGUGAUGUGACAAUAACCACAUUUAAGUUACCACUAAGGUCCAGAGACAAAUCCACAGAAUCAAUAGAGAAUAAACUUCCAAUAUUGGGGAGCUUUCUUUCUGUCAUUCCUAAGCCUAAGCCAUGUGCUGCCUACAUAUACAUUCAGAUUUCCCAAGGAAGCAUACAUGAAUUGAAUGCACAGUUUAUCCAGCUUUUUUCCAUGCUAUAUUUAAUUUUGCAAUCUGAUCAGUUUCUCUAUGGAGUGGGGGUAGAGAAGAAGGUAAUCAACAGCGCUCUCUCUUCCUGUACCCAAGCCCCACUUUCUAUCUUUGCUUAUAGAUGUUUGUCCAAGAGGGAGGGGGGAAAUCUUUGUUUAAAAUUACAGUCAAAUUAUAGCUGUGUCAGGAACACUCUUUUUAAUUAUGGUGAUAUGUUGCAAGAUUUAUGUGUUACAUGAAAGAAAGCAAAUGCAAGCCCUUGGGGUUACGCUUUUGUCACACUGGUACUAGUUUGGCUUCUUGUCACUAUUCUUAUGCCAAGGAGGGCAAUAAACCCCUUUGAGAGUCAUAGAACUGCCCGUUGAGUUCUGACAGCGCAGAGAAGCUUUUAUGCCAAAAUACAAUACACAAAGGGCUCAUAAACACAUUUUAAAGGGAAGAUGGCCUCUUUGUCAUGAGGACUUAAGCUUUUAUGGCAAGAUGCUGCUAUGGAAACCAGCCCCCUAUUUUCACUUAUUUUGAAGGGACAGUUUUCCCUUUUACACCCCUUCGUCCUCUAUCUACUCCCAUUUUCACUUGAUGGGCUCAGAGCCUGGUGGUCAGAGGUGCUGAACACCCACAACU